ACCUUUCUCUAUCGCUGUACCAAGACUGCGCUGAUGCUGCGGCGAUCUCAUCGGAAAUCCCGCCAUGGCUGUGCAGAAUGCAAGACAAGACGAGUCAAGUGCGACGAAGAACGACCCUUAUGCACAAAUUGUAGGAAACGAUCUACUAGUUGCAAUUAUGGCUCAUCUGCCCCGUACAUGUGGCUGAGUGAGAAAUCCUCCGUAGGAUCUCCUACGUCUCCCCCCAACUUGGGCCAAGAAGCCGAGUAUCUAUUCUCGGCAUCUUGUAUUAUGAAAACUUCCCAAGCAUUGUGCAACAAUGACAAUAUUUGCCAGCCUUCGUCUUCGGCCCUUGAUCUCAGCGACCUCGAGCUCAUGCUUCAGUGGUCAAGCAAGACCCACUUGGCGCUUUCUCGAAACGAAGCCACCAAACCAGUCUGGCAAUUCCUUGUUCCGGAAGAGGCAUUGUCUCAUCCAUUUCUCAUGCAUGGUUUAUUAGCUGUCUCUGCUAUUCACCUAGCAAAUGCCAAAAGCGAGACCAAAAAGGCAGAAUAUGUGAAGAAAGCUCUGGUCUAUCAGAAUCAAGCAUUGCUGGUAUUCCGGAAGCUCCUCGGCGACAUCAGCCGAGCUAAUGCCAAAGGAAUAUUUGCAUUUUCGAGUAUCCUUGCUAUAUUUUACUUUGGCUUCCUGCGCCUAGAAAACGCCAUGAAUCCAUCUUCAUCUGUGGAUAAUUUAUUCCAGGUGCUCAUGUUAUCAGAGGGCGUGCAACAUGUUCUGAAAAUCUCUGGACCUUCAAUCCAGGAGAGCAAUUUCAGUCCUAUUUUUGACUCGGCCUUGGUCGAACUGGAAUGUUCAAUCCCACUGCCGGAUGAAGUCCGAUUGGCCGUGAAUCAACUUUAUAGUGCGAACACCGCUUAUGGCACCCAGAAUCCCGGUCACGGUACUGCUGUAUACCAAGAAACAAUUAACAUAUUGGAAGAUGCCCUAAGUGCAGUUUACCGAGACCACGUCCUUACCAAUGCUGCAUGUCGCUGGGCAAUAAGGUGUCCUCGGCGAUUCUUAGAAAGUUUGCAGGGACGGGAGCCGAUGGCACUAGUCAUCCUCUGUUUUUAUUGUGUCGUCUUGCACCGUCUAAGGCACAUAUGGUGCUUCGAGGGAUGGGCUACGGCUAUUCUGAAAUCGACAUGGCCAGUAUUGGAACCACAGUGGAGACACCUUGCUCAUUGGGCAGCGACGGAAAUUAUAGGAGAAAUACACAUCUGA
Molecule: messenger RNA, 1242 nt
Organism: Penicillium canescens
Lineage: Eukaryota; Fungi; Ascomycota; Eurotiomycetes; Eurotiales; Aspergillaceae
Product: Zn(II)2Cys6 transcription factor domain-containing protein
Exons: 2
Biological process (GO): regulation of transcription by RNA polymerase II
Molecular function (GO): DNA-binding transcription activator activity, RNA polymerase II-specific; zinc ion binding
Source: RefSeq, a predicted model, not a curated record